This is a messenger RNA of Emericellopsis atlantica, 783 nucleotides long. RefSeq lists its product as uncharacterized. The transcript is spliced from 2 exons. The coding region runs from base 239 to 781 and encodes 180 amino acids. The record is from RefSeq and is a predicted model, not a curated record. NCBI's taxonomy places the organism in Eukaryota, Fungi, Ascomycota, Sordariomycetes, Hypocreales, Bionectriaceae.
CAGGAACGUAUGAAAUCAAUGACAAUCUGAGAACUCUUCUGGUCAGUGUCAGCCUUGGAAGACCAAGUCUCGAAUCCGAUUCAGUCCAGCUGCUCAAGGUUAUAUUCGGCUGCGCUUUCUACCACAAGCACUUGACCAUAUCCUCAGCUCCACUAAGCGUUUCCUCGACAAUCUCAACACCAGCACUCUUGUCUUCACCAACUUAUAUCAACUUCAGCAUCAACAUACAGCACUCAAUAUGUCCUCGCACCGUAUCUCAAAAGCGGCCCGAGACUUGAUCAGACUUCUGGAAUCUGGUCAAAUGAACACCCUCACGGACCUCUGCCGCCUCGAGCGCACCGCCGUGGCCGUCGAAGAAGAGGUCGACUCAAAAGCUCUCCAAGAGCCCGUGACGGCCGCCUGGCGGUACUAUGUCAAUUCGAACCAGUUCCUCAUCGAGCUGCGCCGUCUGACGCCCACGUUCCCCUUCAGCGGCGAGUUGGUCGCCGAGGCGUACAGGCGUGUCAUGAACGAUCCGGAGACCAGGACGCGUAGCUGGAACCAGGCGUGGCUUUUGCUGGUCAAGAUGAAGGAAGAUGGUCUCCUGAUGGGCUAUGCCUCGACGGAGGCGCACAAGCAGGAGAUGUGGGGUGACAUGAUCCCUUCGCCCGAGCAACUUGCGAGCCUCGCCACUGAUGUUGAGAGGGCGUGGUCCAGGGCGGUGGAAAUCAUGCUGAGGAACUGGCCAAUCGCGCCCACGUACAGCUACAGUGCGCAUUGGAGAGGACUGCCACCUUCUUGAUU